Molecule: messenger RNA, 2690 nt
Organism: Papilio xuthus (Asian swallowtail)
Lineage: Eukaryota; Metazoa; Arthropoda; Insecta; Lepidoptera; Papilionidae
Gene: PIG-V
Product: phosphatidylinositol glycan anchor biosynthesis class V
Exons: 2
Coding region: 476-2077 (533 amino acids)
Biological process (GO): GPI anchor biosynthetic process
Cellular component (GO): mannosyltransferase complex; endoplasmic reticulum membrane
Molecular function (GO): GPI mannosyltransferase activity; alpha-1,6-mannosyltransferase activity
Source: RefSeq, a predicted model, not a curated record
UGUUGAAACCAAUAAUUUAACAUGAUCUUUUUUGAGAAGUUCAUUCGAUUUGUAUUCUUUUGCCUCAAUAUUACAUUGAUUCUGUGCCCAAAUUCUAUGAUUCAGCUGUACUUUCCCGGUCUCAAAACCAUUGGUUCUACUACAUAGAAACAUGCAGUAGCAACCCAGGGUUGACCUCUGACUGCAAGAAGGCAUCUACAAAUCCCACAAUUAGAAUAAUAACGUCAUGCAAUUGUUGUUGCAUUAUUUAUUCUUUAAAUAACAACUGGUAACUCAAGACCUUAACUGUCAAUGUCAAAACAGUGACAUUAAAAUGCCGCAAAAUGGCAGAUUACUUUGAUUUUUUUAUAUUGAUUGUUUUAGUAAAUGUACUGAUUUCAUCAAUAUAAAUCCCUUAUGAAAACGGACUAUAUAUGACCUUUGCGUUAUUGAUAAAACUGGAUUUAGUUAAAGAGUAUUCAUUAAAAAAGAUAAUAUGUAUUCUCCGCGACAGAAAGUUCUAUGGUUUGCAUUUAAUUCAAGACUUGCCGUGAUAUUAAUACAAGCAAUAGGUAACUCUGUAUUGCCAGACCAUGAUGCAAAUGUAUUUAUCAGUCCAGAAGACCCGACAUUACGAAAAACGACGGCAGAUUUGGUUGUUGAUAAAUUAUUAGGCGGUAUGAAAAGGUGGGAUGCUCAAUAUUUUAUUCACAUAGCUCAAUAUGGAUAUACAUAUGAGAACUGUUUAGCAUUUUUUCCAUUGUAUCCAUUUAUUAUUCGAUAUCUUGCUUUCAUGUUUAGUAGCAUUUUCGGAACAUUUCUUAAUUACCAUAGUUUGUUACUGAUAUCUGCUACAAUAAUUAACCUUUUUUUGUUUAUAAAAUCUGCAGAUAUACUUCACAGAUUAAGUUUGAGAGUUCUAAGAAAUGAAUGCUAUGCAUACAAGUCUACCAUAUUGUAUUGUGUAAAUCCUGCAAGUAUAUUUUUCUCAGCACCAUAUUCUGAGACUUUAUUUGCAUUUUUGUCAUUUUACACAAUGUUCAAAUGUACUGAGAAUGAAUCUCUUAGAUUUGCUAACAUUGACAUAACAAGUGCAUUCCCCGCUGCUUUAUCUAUGAUAACAAGAUCUAAUGGUUUAGUUAAUUUGGGAUUCAUAUUUUAUGCAAAUUUCAAAAAUGUUGUAGAAAGAACUUUGCCUGAAAUUGUCAAUAAAUAUAGAAUUCUUAAACAUAGAGUUAUGCUUCCAAUCUUGUUUUUACCAUUUCUUACGAGCAGUGUAGCAUUGUUUAUAACUGUAAUGAUUGCAUUGAUCCCCUAUAUGCUUGUACAAUUGUAUAAUUAUUUUAAAUUUUGUAGCACUAAUGUUCAUAACUUACCAGAGUUUUUAUCAAACACAGAAUACAUUUUGCCUGGUUCCGGGGACAGUCCUUGGUGCAAUUAUUCAAUACCUUUAUCAUAUUCUUACAUACAAAGUCAUUAUUGGGAAGUGGGAUUCUUUAAUUAUUACAAAGUGAAACAAAUACCAAACUUUUUGUUGGCUUCUCCAAUGCUAAUUUUGAUUUUAUGUCAUUCAUUUUCUUUUAUAAAAAACAAUUUAAGGCUAUGUUUUAGACUUGGAUUAAAAGAUAAUAUUAUUAAUUGUGGAUAUAUGAACAAAAUGGCAUAUAGGCCAAGACAAUAUUAUAAAGAAUUUGGGACCAAUAAUCCGAAUGUAUUUGUCUAUGUAGUUCAUGCAUUAUUUCUUAGUGUUUUUUGUAUUGUGUAUGUUCACAUUCAAGUUUCAACUAGACUUUUGGCAUCAGGCAGCCCAAUUUUGUACUGGAUAUGUGCAAGUAGGAUGAAUGUUGGACCAACACAAUCAUCUGAUCAGAAUGCUAUAAAUGAACACUUUAGACGAGUUGGCACUGGCAAGAGAAUUCCUAGUUAUCAUCUGUCAAUAGCUAAUUUAGAAGGGGUAGACAAUAUGUAUAGUAAAUGGCGUACAUUUAUAAUAUCUAGGCACAUGCCUGAUUUUCAAUCUCGAUUUAUUCAGUGCUAUUUCAUUGGAUAUUUAGUUAUAGGAACCAUCGCCUUUUCUAAUUUUUUUCCUUGGACUUGAAUUAUAAACAACUUGCAGUGAAUCAUACAUAUCAUUUUGACAUUUUAAUUUAGCUUCAAUAUGUAAUUAAUACAUAUUAGUACUUACAAUUGUUGUAUUUACAUAUCACUACUAUUUUAAUCUCGAAAUUUUAAAAUCCAAUAAAUCUUAAGAAAUAGGCUAAUUUAAUUCAUAUAUAUGUAUAUGGGGCCUUCUUUACUGUUUACAUUUAUGUAUAGAUAAAUAGCACUUGUAAUUUUAAAACUUUCAUCACUAUUUUAUGGUUCUAAGCAGUAUUCCCUAUAGCAGGCAAUUGAUAAUAAAUAUUUGACGGAAAGAGAAAUCUGGAUUACAAUUUUUAUUACGCUAAAAUUAGUAUUAACAUAAGUAAAUUGAUUGAGAGACAAUAUUUCAAAUUAUUCUCAUCCAAGUAAUGUGUUUAUCUAGUCCAUUUUAUGCUAGCAUCAAUUCUUAGGUAAUUUUUGUCUGUGUGAGAUCUCUGUCUAACCCAAAUGAGACAGAAGAUUGCUUUUAUUUUAAGAGUGUCCCGUAAUUAGGCAGUGUUUUAUGAUUUUGUGGAGGAUUUAAUUACAUACAGCACUUAUUAAUAUGUUUCUUAAGAUAAUAUUGUUUC